UUAGAAAAUCCUGUAACGCUCAACUUGCGUAUUUUGCCAAGCAGCCCAGCGACUAGGGUAGCCGACACGUUUUCGUGAUUCGUUUGCUGCGGCUCUGUUGUGACUUCUCUCCACUCUUAAUUCUUAGGAAGAGAUAUGGGUUAUUCAAAGGAUCAAUUGCUCGCACGUUUGCAGGAGCUUCAAAUUGAUUUUGCCCAAUAUGAUCAUCCUGUUGUUUUGACAGUUGAAGCUCAGGCAAAGUAUGUUGGGCAUGUGAAGGGUGCAUUGAGUAAGAAUUUGUUCUUGAAGGAUAAAAAACAUAGGUUUUAUGUUGUUUCUGCUCUGGCGGAUACUAAAGUAGACCUGAAAGUUCUAUCUCAGAGGCUUGGUUUGGGAAAAGGAGGUUUGAGAAUGGCUCCCGAAGAAGCACUGGGAGAAAUACUUCAGGUGCCACUGGGUUGUGUUACUCCAUUUGCACUGGUGAAUGAAUCAGCUAGGCAUGUUUCGUUGUUGUUAGAUCAGGGAUUUAAAGCUCAGGAGUGCUGCUUCUUCCACCCACUGUCCAAUGAUAUUUCAAUUUCUCUUAAUGCCCACAAUCUUGACAAGUUUCUAAACUCAUUGGGAAAAGACCCGAACUAUGUUGAUCUGGAGGCUAACCCUUCAGUAGGGAAGGAUCAGCCUCCUGAUCUUGCUGCUCUUGUUCCAUCUGAUACAACAGUACUGCCAGAUCCUCCAGAAAAAGUAGCUUCUUUGCAAGGUCCUGAAAAAAGUCACGGUCCUGUGAAUAAUAAGUCCACAGCUGUAACAGGAAAAGCGAAUAAACCAUCUAAAGAUGCAAAAAAGGAGCAAUCAACCUUUGCUGAUCCUGAGAAAUUUGUGGAAGAAUUCCUAGAGAAAACAACAGCCAUUGUUCUUUCUGAGAUCAAAGAGGAGACUGUCAAGCAACAUGGGGAACAGCUUGGUGCAAUGGUAUCAAAUAGUAUCAGGAAACAUCUUUGCUUGGACUUGAAGAACCUAGCUACAUUAUUGAAGAAUACAGCGUACACAGAAGGUUUUCAUGCCGGUGCUCGCCACCAACCCAAGUACUAGAACAAUCAAGGGGAAAAUAUUUACCCCUUUAUAAUGGAGUGAUAUUUCUGCCGUUGAAAAGUAUUCAUUUAUUUAUAAAUAUAUUUGUGUACUUGGCGUGUGCCUUUAUUUCCUGAAUGUAUGAUGAUCGCAAUUGCCACCUUGAGUUCUCAGGAUGUGUAUGAAGGUUGAAUCAGACUAGCGGGUGGCAUAAGAAUUCUGGGCAAUGUGUUGAUCAUCUUUUUGAUCAUCAAGAUGUUUGUGUCUGACCCAAAACAUAGUAUUAAACUUCAUUGAACUGCUGUCAAUGAAGAUACUUUCCAAUGAUAUUUAACUCCUAGUGCCUAAA
Cornus florida is the source of this 1396-nucleotide messenger RNA. RefSeq lists its product as uncharacterized. The coding region runs from base 136 to 1068 and encodes 310 amino acids. Gene Ontology annotation, molecular function: aminoacyl-tRNA deacylase activity. NCBI's taxonomy places the organism in Eukaryota, Viridiplantae, Streptophyta, Magnoliopsida, Cornales, Cornaceae. The record is from RefSeq and is a predicted model, not a curated record. The transcript is spliced from 12 exons.